Rhinichthys klamathensis goyatoka is the source of this 819-nucleotide messenger RNA. RefSeq lists its product as uncharacterized. The record is from RefSeq and is a predicted model, not a curated record. The transcript has 2 exons. NCBI's taxonomy places the organism in Eukaryota, Metazoa, Chordata, Actinopteri, Cypriniformes, Leuciscidae. The coding region runs from base 190 to 810 and encodes 206 amino acids.
UCAAACAAGAAUAUCCAUGCAAUCCCAUCCUCUCAAUCUGUAAUAUAUAGAGCUGCUGACGUUAGUAGUCAUAAAACCGACAGCCCUUCGACUAUAUACAGACCUGCUAACAAACAUCGCAGUAAAGCUAACAUCAAACAAGCUAAUUUAACUUCAGUCUGGACGAAUGAAACCACUCCAAUCUCAAAAAUGGAUAUCGACCUCAGUGCUGUCGGUGUGUCCCAGGCAUCGAGUCCCACAAGCAGCUUUGUUGUCGGAAGGUACGUCAAUCCGUUUAAUAAAGUCUCAACCAAAUCAAACCUCAACAUGUCUUCAACAAAAACAGGACUUAACAAUUAUAAACCAGUUCGGUUUUCAGAUAUAGCAGGUAGCGCCUUCUUCACAAAACCACGUUCUGCCGUCAGCAAGGCAAAGGAAGAAGUGGAUCUCGUAAGUGAUCAAAACGCCUCCAAUUCAACCCAAUUGAUGGAGGAAAUCUUUAAAGAGCUGCUUUUUGGCACAACAAUAGGCAAUUCCUAUAUGACCUUGGCCUUACAAAAUGAAACUGAUGAAAGUGAUUUGGAUUUAAGUGGACCUGAGCUUAUGACAACAGCUGCUAUGGACAUCACCACACGAUCUCAGCUUCCUAUAGACAUCACCACACGAUCUCAGCGUUCAUUUACAGAAGACUAUACUCUACCUCAACCAACUGUCUAUUCGUCUGAGCCACAGCUGGAUCAUACUACAUCUACAGCAGAGGGUACUGAUCCAUUUUAUGAGGGAACAUUGAUACCCAAUACCACUUUGUUGGUCACAAUUACCUCAGGAUGAGAUCUGCCU